Biomphalaria glabrata is the source of this 1096-nucleotide messenger RNA. RefSeq lists its product as uncharacterized. The record is from RefSeq and is a predicted model, not a curated record. Bases 218 to 805 code for a protein of 195 amino acids. The transcript is spliced from 4 exons. Lineage: Eukaryota; Metazoa; Mollusca; Gastropoda; Planorbidae.
UUUGAUGAGAAAGAAACAUGGCGUAAUGUCAUUACGUACUUCCUCAAAGUUGUUACAGUAACAACCCACGUGAUUGAAGUACUUCAACUGCAAGAAGCAACAUCAAAUAGGAAGAGAGCAGCAUGGUUAGCCAUGCCGGAAAACAUUAAUUUAAAUUUUCUUCAGACUUUCAUUCUGCUAAACGUGGAAGAAGCGAUUUCAGAUCUGGAAGCAGAGUAUGUCGAUGGUGCACCGGCCAAGAAAGUCUUCGUUCACAUGCUUCUUAAGCAUGAGACAAAGAUUGAUCAGUACCUACUGGGAGACAUUGAGCAGGCGGUCUAUUUGGCCCUCGAUAUCAAAGUCAUGCAGGGCAAACUCUUUGUCAACAACGCUGGCAAGUACGAGAGAAACUACGCUUAAUGCCUGUCACAUUGGUACUGCCACUGACCCAGCCAAACAGAGUGACCUACACCAAGGCAAGCACAAGGUCAGCAAUAUGUUGAGCAAAGGUGACGUCCCCAAGGGUGUCAGUUGUACUGACCCGUGUUCUCCAAGUGACCUGGCUAAAGUUCAACAUACUGUCUGCACCUCUACUUCUGAGGCCUGGGCUACUCUCUACAAGUUUUAUCUCAUGUACGCCAAGAUUGAUUUCGCCCAGUGGCAGGUGACCACUUUCACACUCACGGAUAUUUGGCUGCAGUCUAAGAAGAAAUUGCUGUCCAGGUUGAGAUUGUGUUUUCAAGAAUGUUUGGAAGAAACUUGCAUUAAGAGAACAAUCAAAUCUGCUGACUGGUGUCCAGCUCAUUUCACGUCUCCUAGACAGUGAUGUUAGCUCUGUGAGACUUGGGAAAACUUGGCUGCAGUCUAAGCAGAAAUUGUUGCUGACUGAUGUCCAGGUAUAGGUCGUGUCUCAAAGAAUUGCUCUGAAGGAGAUAACAUGCUGAAUACUUGACUGCAUUGCUAGAAUGAGUGAUUUUUCACUAAUUAAACUUUUAAAUCUAAAAUAUAUAUGUUCAAAAUGUUCUUUAAUUAUUUGAAUUAUAAUAUAGUCUUUAAAUAUGGAGAAUGCUCUUUUGUUUUCAUCUGUUUAAACGAUUAUUAAAAUGUUAAACCAACA